AUGUCUGAAGACGGCUCCGGCCCUAGCGGGAGCGGCAGGAACUUCACUGGCACAGAUCUCCCUCAAACGGUGAUACGCACGCGCCGCCGCUGUACGGUGCACCGCGACUACACUAGCGCCCGCCAUUCCAGGCUAGACGCGAUGCCCACGGACACACCGCGGCGCAGUCCACGCACGACCGAGGCCGGCAUGACAUUCAUUCUCGGUAUCGACCUCGGACAUUUUUCGUGUCAUGGCUUCGACUGUACAUUGCUAUCUACAUACUCGCCCUUUCACUCUCCCGCUCUUUCUCGACUGAACGGGGCGAUUCAAGAGAUCGAAAGACUCACCAGAGCACUCGAAAACCAUGUUGAAAAGAACGCAACUGUGAUCAACAUCCUCCGCCACGAGAACAACAUCACGCGGGCAAAACUUGACGUCACCACCAACCGCAUCGCCUUUCUUGAAGAGUUCUUGGAGAUUGAGCCCGAUAACGGGGAUCGGGAGGAGCCGAGGGCGGAAGAGCCGGGAGAUGCGGGUGUCACGGAAGGAGAUGGUGGUGAUGUGGCGGCAGCGGCAAGAGCAACCAACAACACCUUCAAAAUCUGGUUGGGAGUUACAAAUCUCUCCAAGAUGUCCGAUCUCCCAGGGAUCCCUGCGCCGGGAGAAGAGGCCCCACUGGCGCCGACUGGGCAGCACACAGGCACUCGUCUUGUCAGGUUCAACUGGCUCCAGAACGCGACCUACCCACUGAAUGCUCAGAGCAUUGACACCCUGACAGAAGCCCUGAGAGCGCAUGGGAAUACGUACAUUCCUGGCUUUGGUGACGACCUUGAGAAGAUCUUUGAUGUCGACCUGAGAAACCGCGUCAUCACCAAGUUCAAAUCCCUCGCGACCAAUUGGAAGCGUGCAGAGAAGAGCGCAGGGAAGGCACGCGCACCUGCGGUGUCGGAGCCCAUAGACGGAGAGGGUGAAGACGCGGGAUCCGAUGACGAUCCUCCCAUGGAUCGCAAGGUUGCUCGUUCUCGAGCUAAACCAUCUGACAUUCUGACCUCAAUCCGACCUCAAUCUGACUUCUGA
Epithele typhae is the source of this 1059-nucleotide messenger RNA. RefSeq lists its product as uncharacterized. The coding region runs from base 1 to 1059 and encodes 352 amino acids. The transcript is spliced from 7 exons. The record is from RefSeq and is a predicted model, not a curated record. Lineage: Eukaryota; Fungi; Basidiomycota; Agaricomycetes; Polyporales; Epitheliaceae.